This is a messenger RNA of Kockovaella imperatae, 1333 nucleotides long. RefSeq lists its product as hypothetical. Lineage: Eukaryota; Fungi; Basidiomycota; Tremellomycetes; Tremellales; Cuniculitremaceae. The coding region runs from base 327 to 1112 and encodes 261 amino acids. The record is from RefSeq and is a predicted model, not a curated record. The transcript has a single exon.
CAUCAUCAUCAUCAUCAUCAUCAUCAUCAUCAUCAUCAUCACCAUCAUCCUCAUCCUCAUCCUCAACUUCAUUCUCCUCGUCUGAAUCCUCAUCUUCUGGAUCCUCAUCCUCAUCCUCAUCCUCGGCCGGUUCCUCGUCCACUUCUUCCCCCGAGCCCGCGACUCGACCCGACAAAUCCCUCUCAAACCCCUUUCCCGUCCUUUUGAAAUCUUUACACGUACCGCAGCAUGUCCCGCCCGGACAAGGCAAGCCAGAGACGAGAAAUCGUAAUGCGAGACGGAGGCAAGCGAGACAGUAUCGCAAACAAGAGGCGGAGGCGAGCGAGAUGGCAACAAAGACAAUACAUUCCGUGCCGGAUGCCUCUCUCGUCCAGAGCGUGCCAUCUACAUCUAUGGUGCUAUCAUCGCGUGCUCCCGAUGCCUUGAACGCUCCUUCGUCCGGCAGCACCAAACUGCCGAAUGCCAAUCGGAACAAAAAGAGAGGAUUCUUCAAAGAGAUGGAAUCGCUCAGAGGCGUCCGGACAACAUUUGACGACGAUCAAGGCGGCAGCUCUUCAUUUGUCGGAACGCGGGAUUCAGCUCCGAGCGAGCCAAUACAGACCCACGAGGCGUUCAUACCAGAUGGAACCAUCCUGGCCCCCAAGUCCACUCCCUCGAGUUCUUCUCGACGGUACAUCCGACCGCCAUCUGAGAUGGUUGACCUGCCCAGCAAUGUCAUAGUCACAUCGGUCGAAUACAGUGCUCAGCGUAGCCCGGCAUCACUGACGCCCAAUGGCAAGUAUCGAGGCGCAGCGUUCGGUCAUUCGGCGAUCCCUACAUCAGUCCAACCGUCUCCAGCUCCUGAGGCAGCCACUGCGGCUCCGUGCGCCCAAGCUGCCACUGACGAUGCAUCCCGCGCGUCUACUUCGCAUGGUCAUACCUCGCCCUCACGCACGAGUCAUACCGACUUUACACCCGACGAGUUCUCGGCCAUUUGGGAGCAAAUUGAAUGGCAUGCAUUCGACAAACUCGAAUCGAUCGUGGCAAGGUCGACCUACGACGACCUGAGAGGACAAUAUCUGGCGCGCAUGGUGAGUCUGCUUCGGGAGGUCCCCGGAUCUGACAUUCUGUAGGAGCUCGUCCUGAUUGGGUUCAGUCCCGAAUUGGGCAUGAGACUGUAUCGAGUUGUCGAGAUUACACCUCUGAAGAGCGUCCUCUCGCCCGUACCACGUUGGUGGGAAGAAGAGGAGCAAGACGAGGACAUCGAAGUCAGUCGAGAGGAAUUUUUGGCGCCAUCGAACGAGUUCCGGACGGAUUUCAGGAUCGUCGGGCCUUUGGAGGGAUAUUUGAGAUA